GGUGGUCCCCCUUAUGUUUUCAUACAAACACAUGUCUCCCCCUUUUUCGACUCUGUUCCUAUCUGCAAUCUUGGACCUACCACUACUUACAUUCCAACGGGUUAUGAAUCUAUUUUGUUACAUAGAUGACAUGAUCAUCACUGUAAUAAAUGAAUUUAUUUUUAUUCUUCUUAUUGGUUAAAUAAAUGUAUACAAUAUGAACUCUAAUAUCCUCGUGUCUUAGAAAAAUGAUGAAAAAAUUCUUUCGACAAUUUUUAAAGAAUAGGGUCAAAUUUCAAGGGUCAGUUUGCUUACUCUUAAGUCGUCCGACACAAGUUACUGUCUCCCCCCGAGAGGUUGCAAAGAAAAAGGGGUCCCCACUCUACAUACACCCCUACUCAUUCGUCUCCUUUGACUGCCUUUUGUACGGCGGUCUUUUUUUAUUGAUUUUUCUCCAAAUUCCUAUUUUAUACUUUAUUAUUUGUUAUGAAAAUGAAACUGGAACGAUAGUAGCUUCAUUCAUGCUGCUAGGUUUCCGAAAAACGGUCAAAAUGACAAUCUUCAUAAUAUGACUACCAACAAAAAGCUUGUACGCCGGUGUGGAAAAAAUCGGUACAAAUCCGAAAUAAAAACCGUAUAAGACGGUCCACAUCGGCAAAAUUCAAAGAAUGUAUGAAACCUCUUUGAUGAUUCAUACCUCUAAGCAAAAGCCAAGGAAAUUACAGAAAUGUCUUCACCGACAUACGAACCUAACGGCACGGACGAAUCUCCAAUCUUAUUGGAUUAUGAAGAGUCAAUGGACGGAGAUCCAACAGAAGACAUAACAAAAGCUGAAGAAGACGAGCUUCUGAAAGAAGAGCCGACAAAAGAAAAGACAGUGGAAACUCCAAUGGAAAAACUGGUCAAGGACAGAGUCUGGAAAAUCAUUACUCUAGACCAAUGGUCACAAGAAACAGUAAAGCUCAUCAAGGAACAAUUCAUAAACAAAAAUUCAAUAUAUGAAGGAUUGCCGGAAAUCACGACAUUGUACAGAACUCUCUGUACUCUCUUGAUUCUUAAAUUAUUAUUAUCUUUGUAAUGGUUUUACUACAGUAAGCCACAUUAUUGUAUUACACACCCCCAUCCACUUGAUUGUUUAUAUUAUAAUCUCUCUCCUUCCCGCCAUCACCAACUCCGCCCCCUGACCCCGAGGCAGCAGAUGUCCAACCUUCUAAUCCAACCAUUCCAAUAACGAGUGCGAGUGACCCUUGCACAGACUGAACACCCUCAACUCUUUUCCCAAUUAUCUUGUAUUUUCUUUUCUUUAUAUUAUUCAAUAAACAUCAACCACACAA
Caenorhabditis elegans is the source of this 1313-nucleotide messenger RNA. RefSeq lists its product as uncharacterized. The record is from RefSeq and is marked reviewed. The coding region runs from base 228 to 551 and encodes 107 amino acids. The transcript has 2 exons. NCBI's taxonomy places the organism in Eukaryota, Metazoa, Nematoda, Chromadorea, Rhabditida, Rhabditidae.